GCUACUUGUCUUUGCCUGACUGGUCUGAACGAUGUCAAAAGUCCUCCGCGUGCCGAAGCUCGACCUUGCGGCUGUCCUCGCACAGCAGAACCCGACGAUCGAUCUCCGCCUCGACGCGUACGAGGCCUCCACCCGCAACUUCCUCGCCGCCGUCUCCAACUACACCCAGCGCGCCGUCGCGGAGAUCCAGAACCGCAAAGAUGCGUACGCCGCGGAGAAGAAGCGCUUAGCGGAGAAGGCGCUGCAGAUUGAGGCCGAGACGAAUCAGUGCAAGCUCAAGGAGAUCGAGCUUAUCAAGGUGCUGGAUAAGGAGCAGGAGGAGAGGAAAGAGGCGGAGGCGAGCGUUGCGGCGCUCCGGAGGCAGCUGAACUCGGUCAAGGACAAGUGCGCGAGCCUCGAUGUCGAGAUCGAGCAGCACCGCGUCGUCGCCGCCAACCUCCUCCGCGAGCGCAAACGCGAGCAGGCCAUCCUCAGCGCCCAUUCGGCACGCGCACAUCCGGAGGUCGCGGCGUGCGAGGCGGCGCUGAAGUGCGUCGUCGAGGGCAUCGGCCAGGACAAGAUCCUCGUCCGCUGGACGCACAUCGACCCCGCCGACCACGACCGCGAGUUCAGUAUCGUCAUCGACGUCUCGAGUCGUGUAUACAAAGUGCCGACAACAACACCGUUCCUCCCCACCCUGCCCAUCCUGCUCGACGAGCUCAACGACUCGCGCGACAUCUACGCGUUCAUUCGACACGUUCGCGCCGCCUUCCGCGAGCUCGUCGCUGGCCGAUGACCUGUCUGUUCCCGCCCCGUUUUCCGUGGACGCUGCUUGGGCUUGUUGUACUGUAUACCACCC
Messenger RNA from Trametes versicolor FP-101664 SS1, 838 nucleotides. RefSeq lists its product as uncharacterized. The record is from RefSeq and is a predicted model, not a curated record. Gene Ontology annotation, cellular component: Ndc80 complex. Bases 32 to 775 code for a protein of 247 amino acids. The transcript has 3 exons. Gene Ontology annotation, biological process: chromosome segregation. NCBI's taxonomy places the organism in Eukaryota, Fungi, Basidiomycota, Agaricomycetes, Polyporales, Polyporaceae.